GGCUUAAUUCGAUUCCGAUUGUCUAGCCUUCUUCGAUAAAUUACACAAUGCGGAUUGUUUUUACGGGAAAUUCGGUUUUUAAACGCUUACUGCACACGGAAAUUGCCGGAAACUAUGCCAAACAGCAGCCUCGCAACCUCAAGGGCCGGAGUAAGAGCUCCCAGGAGUGGCUCACCCGCCAGCUGGCCGAUCCCUACGUGGAGAAGGCCCGCAUGAUGAACUAUCGCUGCCGGAGCUCCUUCAAACUGUUGGAGAUUGAUGACAAAUACGGAAUCCUGCGCCCUGGGGACACGGUCUUGGACUGUGGAGCUGCACCUGGUAGCUGGACCCAAGUGGCCGUGGAACGGACCAACGCUAACGGAAAACAGGAGCGGGCGCCACUGGGAGCCGUCUUCAGCAUCGACUUGUUGCAUUUCCAUGCAGUGCCUGGUGCCACAAUCUUUGGGGGAAUGGACUUCACCUCCUCCCUGGCGCAAAAGCGACUUAGGGAGUCAUUGAAGGACAGAAAAGUCAACUGCGUGCUGUCAGACAUGGCGCCCAACGCCACUGGCGUGAGGAUGUUGGACCAGGAAAGCAUCACGAACCUCUGCUACGAGGUGCUCCGCUUCGCAUUGGCCAUGUCCGCCCCGCAGGCCCAUCUAGUGGUCAAGGUGUGGGACAAUGGCGAUGUGCCCAAGCUGGAGCGUGAUAUGCUGAGGUUCUACGAGAAGGUGAAGCGGGUAAAGCCGCGCGCCAGUCGUGGAGAUUCCUCCGAACAUUUCCUAGUAGCCAGGAACUUCAAAGGAACAGCGGAAAGCUAACUAAAAAUAGUCUAAUGCUAACGAAAGUAGUUAAUAGUCACUUGUUUCAUAAUGUUGAUAAAUCCAUAGUUUAUAAAUGAUAAGAUGAAUAAAGGCGUGUUUCAUUUUAACUCCAA
This is a messenger RNA of Drosophila elegans, 916 nucleotides long. RefSeq names its product rRNA methyltransferase 2, mitochondrial (gene Mrm2). Gene Ontology annotation, cellular component: mitochondrion. Gene Ontology annotation, biological process: RNA methylation. The coding region runs from base 48 to 800 and encodes 250 amino acids. Lineage: Eukaryota; Metazoa; Arthropoda; Insecta; Diptera; Drosophilidae. The record is from RefSeq and is a predicted model, not a curated record. The transcript has a single exon. Gene Ontology annotation, molecular function: rRNA (uridine-2'-O-ribose)-methyltransferase activity.